ACUAACCACAUGAGACGACACAGAACUAAAUAAGAUCUACACAUUCUGUAUAAAGUGCACGUGCAGACGUGUGCUAAAAACACAGGACAGUACAAUACUACUAAAACAGGACAAUAGGCACAGUAAGUGACAGUGUGGCGCCGAACAGUACACUGUUUUAGUGUGAUUUUAUGGGUCCCGAUGGCAUUUUUUGUUCCCCAUAAGAAAUAAGGCAUGUAUACCAAUUUUCAGAUAUUUUGGACUUAUGGCGCAGAGUGGAAAUGGUGUAGAUUUAGGCGUGGCCUGUAACGCCACCUAUAGGUCCAUGUGGACCAUUUGUGGUGUGGGAGUUGCUCGUGGCCUGUAGUAUCAAUGUGCCAAAUUUAAAAGCUUUUUACCAUUCAGAUUGUGAGUUAUUUGGCACUUUAGGAAGAUAAGGAGAAUAAUAUUAACAGGUAGAAAAGGAAUGCUAACAAUAACAAUAGGUUUCCUCCUGAAGGAGGAAUCCUAUAUAUCUAGUAUGGGGAAAUCCUAACUAUAGUUUUCCAGGCGCAAUUAAACCUAUGUUUGAGGUUAUACAUAUCUAUUUAUCCAAGUCACAUGAACAGGGAGGAUAAAAUAGAAAUCAUGCAGUAAAUAUUUUGAAUAUUUCAACAGCAAUCAAUAAUUGUAUAAAUUAAGGAUUGGGAUUUUUAUGGUGUGUUUGCUUCAGGGUUAGUCCCGUACCAUUGACUUUUCCAAAAUACAGAUUAAAAUACAUUUCCAGCUAUUACUUUUUUUUUUUUUUUUUUUUUUUUACCUGAUCAAGUUCCUUACUCCAGUUGUUCUCAUCUCUUAUGUAUCCAGUUGUGACUACCCAAACAUUUCUCAGCCCCCUCCUUCUGGACUCACACUAGGUCACUCUAAAGCACCUCUGUUUCUCAGAGCAGGGACACGACUGCUCUGAAGCCGGUGUUGCCUCAACUAAUUUAAUUUCUGCCUUCAAAACAUGGUUGGGUCGGCUCAGGAAAGCUUCUCUCAGCCGCUCUGGGGUGUUACCUUACAAAGAUGAGUCAUUCAUGUCAUUCAUAUUUAUAUAUUUAUCAUUUACCACAGCUAUGAAACACACAGAAGAACAUCACAUUACUGACCACAACUGAACCAAACAAUCUUCUAUUGUUGGCUGAGCACUGCUGCACACUGCCAUGCUAGUUGACCUUACCUCACAGCAUAAGGAUAAACACCGCUCUUUCAAAAGUUAUUCUCUUGGGUGGAAUACUCCCAGAGCAUAAUGGAGCAACAGGGACUUCCUAUAAUUUGUCACCUAUCUAAAGGUAGAUGCGGAAGCAAUCACAGAUUUCAAACAUUUAAUGAACAAACAGACAAAAAACAAAGACACAGUAACAUGAGGCAAAAUACUGUGGCAAAACUAAACAUCGAGGCGUGGACAAAAGCAUGGAUCGACAAUUACGUGAGACAAAGAAGCAGUGCAAAUAGUGACUAUAUAUAUACAUGUGAGUGCUCGUUAAACAAAAACGUGAUACAGGUGCAGGUGAUCAUGUGACAGUAAUAUGGUGCAGUGGCUGCUGGGAAAUGAAAUCCAGAGUUACCUCCUUGAUAUAUGACAGAGGUGUGUGCAUUUUCUAUUAGAGAAAAUUGGAUGCAAUGUUAUGUUGCUUUAAAUACCAUAAAGGAAAACAAGAAUAAUGAAAUGUUGUUUGUUGUAGACAUUGAUUUGCAUUAUGCCCGUAUUUCACUUCCAAUGCAGCAAUACUGGGUUAAAAACCACAACAGAAAUACAUCUAGCAAAACCAGGAACUGUUUUAGUUUUCCCUUGAUGAAAGAACUUAACUGUCAAAACAUAUACUUUGCCUAAUAAAAAAUUACAUUUUGGACAUUGACUUCAUUUCUUAUAAAUAUGAUGUUCUUUAUUAGGGUAUACAAUUAUACAGUAUUUUGUUUGAAAGUUUUCUUGGAAUAGGCUCCAGAUCCACUGUGACCCUGAUCAGGAUAAAGCACUUACUAGAUAUGAAUGAUGAAUGAUACACAGUGCUGAGGGAGUGAAAUGAAUUGUAGAACCCCAGUCCACAUCUCCAUCACAUCUGACAAUUGACCACACCCUCCACUGUCACGUGAAUGCUGCAUUGAAAUAUAAAAAGCCCACUUCCUUUCUGUGAACUUAAAUAUCAGCAGGCACAUGCAACAGUUCCUUUCUAUCAUUUUCAGACCUUAGUGAGUUCAGUUUAACCCUGAGACACUGAUAAGUGCAUUAUUUAAUUGAACUUUUUAGCUGUUGGCUAUAUAUUUUCUCACCACUUGGGCUUACUACUAUGAACACAGGUUAAGACUCUAAUGAAAAGUAGUAGUGAGGUAAGGAAAUGGACAUUUAUGAAAAUUGUGACUUCUCCAAAAGGAAUAACAGUGAAAACCGUAAUUCUCCAACAGACGAAGAAACAGAGGAUGAUUACGAGAAUACGCAGCAAUGGCGUCCAAAGCCAGGACAAUGCACCGCUUCAUCAGUCAGAUUUGACUACAAGAUCAUUAUACUUGUUCUUGGUCUUCUCCUAAUGCUUGGUGCUUUAACGUCACUCUGUGCUAUAGGGAUCUUGUAUCACAGAAAAGUUGUUUCCAGUGAGAAACUAAGUGAGAAGUAUAAGAAUGCCACAGCCACACUGAUGGUGCUAGAAGACAAAGCCAAUGAAAAAGAGAGAAUGUAUAAAGAACUGAAGGUGAAGCAUCAUGAGCUCGUCUCUGCCUGUAAUGGUAGGUUUGGUCUUUUUCUCUCGUUUUCUCCCAUCAUCAAAAAACACUUUUGGAUCAGAAACGCUUUUCUUUUGUAUAGAGACAGAACAACUGUAUGAAAUGCUGAAGAUGAAGUAUCAGCAUGUUCAUGAACGUCUCUCUGCAUGUAAUGGUAAGGCCCCCCCGCCCAGUACUCUCAUCACCGGAAAGCCCUCACACAAGACAUCUUAUUGUGGCCUUAGCAGUGGUUAUGGUGGGGAGAGUGGCUUUAUAAUGUAUGAUAGGUGUAGCUAUACUUGUAUUUUUUUAAUACUAUAAAACAGGCUAAGAUAGAUAGAUAGAUAGAUAGAUAGAUAGAAAGAUAGAUAGUAAGAUAGAAUUAGGAUUAAGUGAAUGAAUCAAUUGAAUCUUUAUAGUUUUUUAAUUGUACAGUGAUCUUUUUAUGUUAGUAAGGUGAUAUAUAAAUGGAACACAUUAUUAUUGUUAUUCAACUCAAGUGUCAAAUCAUGCAUUGUGUAAAGUACAGUAUGUUUUAAAUAAAAAAUCUAGGAAAUGCUGUGUACGGCAGUAACAUAGUUUUCAGAGAAACAGGAUGUUUCCUGUAAUUGUCAGAUCUU
Messenger RNA from Ictalurus furcatus (blue catfish), 3317 nucleotides. RefSeq names its product C-type lectin domain family 6 member A-like. Bases 2337 to 2819 code for a protein of 160 amino acids. NCBI's taxonomy places the organism in Eukaryota, Metazoa, Chordata, Actinopteri, Siluriformes, Ictaluridae. The transcript is spliced from 5 exons. The record is from RefSeq and is a predicted model, not a curated record.